This is a messenger RNA of Trypanosoma brucei brucei TREU927, 2238 nucleotides long. RefSeq lists its product as hypothetical. Gene Ontology annotation, molecular function: guanyl-nucleotide exchange factor activity. NCBI's taxonomy places the organism in Eukaryota, Euglenozoa, Kinetoplastea, Trypanosomatida, Trypanosomatidae. Gene Ontology annotation, cellular component: recycling endosome. The record is from RefSeq and is a predicted model, not a curated record. The transcript has a single exon. The coding region runs from base 1 to 2238 and encodes 745 amino acids.
AUGCCCUCCUCUCAGUGGGUAAUUUGUUUAGCAUCCAUCCGGUUUGACAUCGACAUAGGCCCUGUCGUGGAUCACGUUGCUCCCCAUGACGUUUUAACUGAAGAGGGGAAGCGACUCCUCACGCAGGCCAGUUUUCCUGACUGCAAUCCGGAGUACGGACACGACCUUAUCUUCUAUUUUCAAAUGAAGGAGGACUCUCUUGGUGCAAGCAAUACACAUAGGAAGGACGCUGAAGGUUCGAGGAAUGGCGCCAACACAUCUGUGUCCACAACCGUAAAGGACCCUACCUUACGCACUCUAACCUCGGCGACAAAUAUUUAUGGAGCAACUUACUUCCGUCAAAAGAAUGAUGCGUCGGUGCCGCGUGGCUACGUCCAGCAGGCCUUCGUAUUGUUGUCUCGUUUGCCUUACUUAGUUGUGCAUGAGCUCAUUCUGCGCGUUGUAGCUCCUCGCCUCUGUCAGUGUUGUCCGUUCUCGCCUGACACGGAGGUGAAACCGGUGCUGAGUGCUCUGUCGGCCGUACCGUUCACGGCUUUUGAGCUGGACCCUCUCUUUAAUCCCACUCAGUGGUCGCAAGAGGGUGUGUUGGAGCGGGCCCUAGAGGAGAUUGGGGGCUGGCCGACGCCCCAUCCGCACGUUCAGUAUGACGUCACGCUCCUUGGUCAGUCUUUCUCAUUUAUAACGGUAACACGACGGCUGCAAGCACUGGGUGUGCAACGACCAGUAGGUCCACGCCGGCAUGUGAUGAAUUUAGAUGGGCGUGUUGUAUUUUUAGGAAAUAAGCACCAAUCAAUGUGCGAGUAUAGUAUGCUUCCGCUUUACACGCUUCUGAAUGAGCAUCUCAGCAAUCUAACUCGCAUAUGGGAGCUCAUACUUUCGCAUGAGCCUCUAUUUAUUUGGAGCAAUACACCUUCAAUGGCAUCUGGUGCUGCAAUAGCUGUUGUAUCUCUCAUUGAGCCGGUUGUAUAUAACGGCCUUUUACGUCCUUACUUGACGGUGCAAGAUGAGUCGUUUGCCUACCUGAGCCAGUUGGGAAAGGCAGAACCGUUCUCACGGAGCGAUAGUGUUGUUGUGGCGUCCACAAACCCGUUCUUUUUCCGCGCGUUUGAUGGCUGGCGGAACCGACUGACUGUGAUGGACAGACUGGCUCGUAGCAGUGGAAGUGCGAAGGUGGUGGGAGGGGAAACUGUUGGUAGCGGAAACGAUAGUGAUCCCGCAGUGCACGACGACAACACUGUCCCUGUUGUUUCUCGACAGAAUAGUGGGAGUGCGUGCCCCUCACCCAUACCGGAUGGCAACCCGAGCGGGUGCAUUCCUUCGCCCGUUUCACCGUUUGUCCUCACGUACGAAAGUUUUCACCCCACCCUGACCGCCGCCAAAAAAUCGGUGGCGCGUAGUGCAUCCCCCUCUCAACGUGCACACACAGCUCUCCCGAGCGCGCGGGGUGCAAGUUCUUUCACGUCACCGUUCUCGUUUUUAGUUGACCACCGUACGCAAACCGCCGUUCUGCUCAGGCGAUUGGAACAGGCGUCACAUUUGAAUGCAGAGGCUCAGCUGGCUAUGCUGAACAUGCACAAUCUGGAUGCUUGUGGUUGCUCAGACGACAAUGUAGCCGACGGCUCUGAGGGUGGUGUAGGGGCUGUUGGGAGCGGUGACCACGGAGGUGGAGCGAACAACUUGCGCCAGUUUUUCCAGCAUAAUAUUGCCGAUGAUAUAGUGAGAAAGUUCUUCGUGACGCUAACGCAGGAAUUUCUCAUGCCCGUGCGCGCCUGGUUCCAGGUGGCAACGAGCAAUUUCAACCUUUUUCAUCUGUGCGACCCUGCCAUCUAUGCGGCUCUCUCGUCCGAGUCGUUUUUGCAGUUCCUCAAGAACAGCAGAGAGGGCAUACCCUCCUUCCUUUCCCAUCACCCGUACAAAAAAUACAGCGGUAUGUACAAGCGCUUUGCUAGGGGUUGUUUGUUUCAGUCGUUCCUUUUAAAGUUAGUGGAUACAAAGAUACGACGUGAACUGGAAGAACUGCAGCUGGAUGUUUGGGCCGCUGAAUAUACGACGGAGAGGGAACGAGUGGAGAUGAUUGUUUCGCUCCUGAAGCUUGUGGAAAGGGAGGUGGCGCAUUCCCUGGAUCCUGAUGUUGUAUUUGUCACCUCAGCGGUGUCGUUGCUUGUGGGGAUGGCAACAUAUGUUAGCGAGUCGCUGCGAGAUGAGCUGAUGGCUGCGAUAAGUAGGUUGAAGCCCUGA